AACGCUUCCUGCGUAUCGAGGGAGCCCCGUCAGGUCUAACUAUCUCUCGAACGCUAACUUCUGUUCUUCCAAAGUCUCUAAAAUAACCAUUCUUGCUUUUUCUGUCAUUAAAUGGUAUAAACAUUACAAAAGCGAGGAAAAAUUCUAUAUUUUCGUGUUCAAUAUUAAGUCAUUCUUGAUUAUCAAGUAAAUAUAAAAACGCAAACCGGUCACGAAGAGGAUGGUGCCAUCUUGGAGAAGCUUCCGUAAGAAAGUCAUGUCUUGUUUUAACAUUGCGGUCAUCUCCUUAUUGAUCAGUAGUCUUCAGCCUGUUGAAGGAUUUGCUAUCACGAAUGGAGGUGGCCUUGUCGUGUUCCAGAUAUCUGAAGAACAACCAAUCGGAACUGUAGUCUUCACAGUCAUAACGAACGAGCCUGCAGAUUCGUUCGAGUUGACAGACGCUGGUGGUUACUUUGACAUUAACAGCACAACUGGGGAAGUAUUCAUACAGAAACGAAUCGACAAAGAGGUUAUAGGAAGUUCUCGGCUCACCGCUACAGUCACAGCGCGUAAGGAUAGCUUAACGGCCACUGCCAGCCUCAAAUGUCUAGUCAAUGAUAUUAAUGACGUCACUCCAUCUUUUCCAAAAAGAUUCUACAAUGUUUUAAUUAGUGAGAAAACAUCAGUAGAUAAUGUGGCGUAUACUCUCAAAGCAGAGGACGCAGAUACAGGUAACAACGGCCAACAAUUUGUAACGUAUGAGAUAACAAGUGGAAAUGAGGAUGGAUCGUUCUCCAUAACACAAUACGGUGGAGAGGUGAAAGUAUCACGUGACCUGGAUUACGAAACCAAGACACAAUACGCCCUGAACAUCACAGCACGGGAUAAACCUGGUCUUAGUAAUUGGACGAUUCUACAAGUCACCGUUCUUGAUGCAGAUGACUUGCCCGCUAAGUUUACUUCGUUUAUUUACACGGCUGAAGUCAGCGAAGACGCCUUAUUGGGAACAAGUAUUUUACAAGUCGUUGCAUUUGAUCUUGAUAAAUACAUCAACGGUUCUGUCACGUAUGGCAUGGAUCAAGUAACUAAUCCUUCAAGAUUAUUCGUUAUAAACAACGUGACAGGGUUGAUAUCACUGAACGGAUCUCUGGACAGAGAAUCUGUUGCUGAAUACAGUAUACGUGUUCUGGCAUAUUCGUCAUAUCCUUUUACUGAUCACGCCACUGUUAACAUCAAAGUGACAGACGCCAAUGACAACAGACCUAUAUUCACACAAUCAGUGUAUCAAGGCUCCGUGGUGGAGAACUUAGCAGCUGGGGCGAGCGUGUUGAAAGUAAAAGCAACAGACAAGGACCAGGGAAUCAAUGCGGAGCUACGCUACCACAUCAAUCCUGGUAAUGAUGCAAAUAGAUUUUCAAUCAACCAUCAAACAGGCGUCGUUACUACUGCAGCAGAACUUGACAGAGAAGAAAAGAAUUUGUACAACGUUGCCGUUGUUGUAGAGGACAUGAAUGGUAAAAGAGCGAUGGGAAACGUGCUUAAUAAAACUGCUACCGUAUAUAUCCAUGUCAAGGAUGCCAAUGACAACGCUCCUGUCUUCACGUUUCCAUCGUACAACGUCACCAUCAACGAAUCCAUUGCCGUUGGCGCAAAAGUGAGUCAGGUGGAGGCUAAAGACCCGGAUGUAGAUCAAGAUAUAAUGUAUGCCAUUACUGGUGGUAAUGAUUUGUCAAGGUUCCUGAUUGGUAGAAGAAGUGGUAUCAUUUAUGUUAGAAGUGUUAUUGACAGAGAUCCACCUCGUAACGAAACAGCAUUUACUCUGGAGGUGAUUGCAAUAGAUGCCAAAAAUCAUUUGUUGAACUCCACAACAACCGUAACAGUGGCUGUACAUGACGUCAAUGAUAGCCCCCCUCAUUGCUCACAAGCGGUGUUGACCACCAAGGGUGCGAAGUUUGAGAUGAAUUUAUACGAAGCAACACUAGUCAAAGAUUCUACGCCAGGUACCGUGAUGAUGACUGUCCAGGCUAAAGAUGCGGAUUGUUUUAACGCUACUGUAGAAUACAAGAUAUAUCAAGAAACGAAUCCUGGUAACGUGUACAAGGUAAAUAACAACACAGGAGAGAUAACAGUCAAUGGACCGCUGACCAUUGGAACGCAGCUCCUGGUCGUUACGGCCACCUCGACCAAAAAUCCUCCUGCAUUCACCGUGGUCAAUAUAACAGUUGCUGCAAUGCUCAACAUGUCAUACACUGUAGSUGAAGGACUAAGUAAUGUGGUCAUUUUGAAUUUGGAACCUGCAGAACAGUACUACAACGUUACCGUAGGAACGUUCUCUAUCAUAUCUAGUGCACAAUCUAGUCUCUUCUCCAUAGACGGCAAAAACCUUAAAGUUGGGGGAGUAGCGUUGGACAGAGAGACUCGAGACCAAUACCAACUGAAUAUUGCGCUGGAUAAAGGUGGUACAAGAAAAGGAGUGGUUAUGAGCAUAGAACAGCAUUACAAAGUUUCUGAAGCAUCGUUUUCUUUUAUAUCUGGUAAUGACCUCAACCACUUUAUGAUUGAUGCUGCGAACAAAGUGCUCAAAGUUGGUUCACAACCACUGGACAGGGAACUUCGAAAUGAAUACCGACUUGAAAUCCAAGUCGAAAAAUAUGGGAUAAUCAAAGGAGUUGCGAUGGUAACCUUGAAAGUGCUGGACGUCAAUGAUAAUACACCACAGUUCGUAGGAUCUCUUCCAUACAGUGUCAGCAUCUCAAGCAACAGAAACUUGUGCUCAAUAUUUUUCAAAGUGUCUGCUACUGACCGAGAUGCUGGAUCGAAUGGCACAGUUCGAUACUCUAUAAUAUCUGGGAACAACGAGGGUCUAUUUUCGAUCGACAGCUUAACAGGAGAAGUAUCUAUAAAAUUGCCUUUAGACCGAGCAUCUAAAGAUCAGUACGUCUUAAUAAUAAAGGCUUCUGAUGGAGGGAAUCAUCCAAUGGCUAACUCCACUACUCUUAUCAUAAAUGUAAAAGACUUGAAUAACAACGGCCUUGGAGCCGCACAAACGAACUCCGUUGCCUCAGGUACUAUUAUAACAGGGUUUGUUAUACUUGGAAUUAUUCUUACCUUAAACACCUUGCUUCUUGGUUACAUCAUAUGGAGAGGGAAAAAUAACACUAAACGUGAGAGAACUGAAUGCGACAGCGAACAUUCCAGAAAUGGGAUCUCAGCAUUUUCUAAUAUUGCUUUAGAGGAGAGACAUAACGAAGAAUUAAGUGUUUUUUCGCAUACAACAGAUGAACAAAAUGUCAUUCCUGCACCCAAAGAACAAAGCGACGCACCUGGAACAGCAUUUGUUACUCAGCAGUCAYCUAUGGAUGCAGAUUAUGAACUUCCUGACAGACAGUCUUUGAAUACCAACCAACCAGCUCCUGCACCAGAUACUUAUCAGGCCCUCGAUGUCACAUCACCUGGUGAUCUGUCUACACUUUAUCAUGCUUAUGAGCCACUACACUUCGGAGAUAGUAUGACCUGAGUCACCCAUGAUUUAAAGGAAUAUAUGCUAAGUAAUAGAACUUUUCUUGAAUUCUUAAAAUAUCGCUGUGUUUCAUAAUCAUUACAGACUUAUUUACCCAGGGUUAGGCCCAAUCGACCGUUUUCGAAUUAGUCAAAUACCAGCUGUGUCCGAUGAUAGAUUGCCGGAGUAUGACUGCAUCAAAUUCCAAAUUCUGCUAAUUAGUUUUGAAAUGUUCGUAUUUGAAGAGAACACAACACUGCCUACAUAGUUGUGUAGAAAUUGGAAACUUAGCUCCAAAAAUCUCCAUACAAUUAUUUUCUCUUAUCAUGUCAUAUCCUGCCCAAAAUAAGAGAAAGUGAAUGGGUAUAUUUUAGUACUAAGUUACCUAUAUAUCUCAGAUGUUUUGCCACCUAUCGCUCUAAAAUUCCAAACURUGUUACAUUUCUACAUACAGUUUCUGAAAAUGUCACAAAAAUCCUAAAGUCUGGACCAGAUUGCGAACCCGACUAGAUUUCCAGUAACCUUGUAUAUCCAAUAAAGUCAUUGCUGUUUUUAUUGCAGUUUCUGAAAAUGUCACAAAAUUCKAAAUUUCUUAAGGAAUAAUUUAGUGACGUCAUCAUAUUGGCUUUCUGUUAUUACAGACUCAUUUAUACUGGGUUAGUCUUAUGUCAGUGUUUAAAUAAUCACAAAGACCAUCUUAUCCAAGCGCUAGGCCGUUGGACGAGUGAUGCCUCCUCGAUAUACAUUAGACCACAUGCACAAGCUUUAGCGGCUAUAUCCCCGCACCUAUCAUUCUCUACUUUCACAUCCCCAUAAUGCUUUGCUUCUUUGGGGGGUAACCAGAGGGUAAAA
This is a messenger RNA of Actinia tenebrosa (Australian red waratah sea anemone), 4330 nucleotides long. RefSeq names its product cadherin-23-like. Gene Ontology annotation, cellular component: catenin complex; plasma membrane. Gene Ontology annotation, biological process: multicellular organism development; homophilic cell-cell adhesion; cell migration. Gene Ontology annotation, molecular function: cadherin binding; calcium ion binding; beta-catenin binding. The record is from RefSeq and is a predicted model, not a curated record. Lineage: Eukaryota; Metazoa; Cnidaria; Anthozoa; Actiniaria; Actiniidae.